Molecule: messenger RNA, 815 nt
Organism: Rubroshorea leprosula
Lineage: Eukaryota; Viridiplantae; Streptophyta; Magnoliopsida; Malvales; Dipterocarpaceae
Source: the annotation of a GenBank genome assembly
CACCAGUCUAGAUGAUCCCCAAUUUGAGUUUUGGGGACAAAACUCCUUUUUAGGAGGGGUGAGUGUAAUAUCCCAAAUUUUCGGGAAUAUUUAAGUGUAAGUUAAGGACUAAAUUGUGGAAAAAUAUGGUUUUGGGACUUAAUAGCGAAAGAUUUCAAAGUUGAAGGACUUAAAGAGGGAAAGAAUUUGGAUAAGGAUGACUUCUUUUAUUUUUCUCCUUUUUCUUUCUUUCUUUCUUCUUCUCCAGCCCGAUUCUGCUCUUCUUUUCAUUUCUUCCCGCUGCAGCCACCCGAAGAAAAAAAAAGGGGGAACCCAGCCAUGCUUGAGAAACUAGUGAGAUAAGCUUGGUUUUCUCCUUCCUUUCUUGCUCUAGAACACACCUAGAACCCAGAAAUCUUCCCCCCUGCUGGAAAAGCCAGAUCUGCCCUGCUCUGCUUUGUCCUUCCGCCGGCUGCUCUUGAUUGUGGGUGAUUUCUGGGCAUUUUUCGUCCGUGAGUUCCCCUGCAGCUUGCCGCCGGCUUCUUCUUCCCCCCUGCAGCUCCGGUUUCUACAGCUGGAGAAUUAUGGUUCUUGAUCGUCCUGUCAGUUUAGUACGUGAAUUGAUGCUCGGUUUUAUGCGAGUGGAAGCGAAAUCAAGGACGGGGAAACCACGGAAAGUGACGAGUUAGAAAGCUAGCCAUUUCGAGAUUGAUAUAGAUUUUAGAAAUAAAUCAUGAUCUUGUAAACUAGAGUGUAUUUGGAGAUCUAUGUUAUCGGAGUAAAUUUUAAAGAUUUGAUCUUCAGAUUUUGGUGGUAUCAGAGUUCAGUGUGAUAAG